This is a messenger RNA of Sitophilus oryzae (rice weevil), 363 nucleotides long. Its product is annotated as out at first protein-like. The transcript has a single exon. Lineage: Eukaryota; Metazoa; Arthropoda; Insecta; Coleoptera; Curculionidae. The record is from RefSeq and is a predicted model, not a curated record. The coding region runs from base 1 to 363 and encodes 120 amino acids.
AUGAGUUGCUGUUAUUACAAAAAAUUACAACUGGCCUUUUUUGUUACAGCUAUACAAACCACAUCAUACCUUCCAGCCCUAAAGAGAUUCCCCACAACCCCCGAUUACAUCAACAACGACAUCCCCUACGAGCUCCCCGUGGGUAUAGCCAACUGCACCAACAUGAAGAACAUGUGGACGCCCUGCCUGUGCCACCUCGAGCAGUGCAUAGGUUGGUACCCUUGCGAGCUCAAGUACUGCAAGAGCAAAGGCUCGGCGAAGAACUCCGUAACCAGCUACCGGUGCGGGAUAAAGACUUGCAAAGUGUGUCACCUGUUCGUGUACUACAUAGCUCAGAAACAGCAAUGUCUGUGGGACGAAUGA